AUGUUUCAAUUAGCAGCUGGACAAGAUUUUAUUUUAGCAGGUGACUUCAACUUCGAACCUCAAAGUCUCACUUAUCAAGUUUUAACAGAAAAAAAUUAUGUUGGCUACAAUUUACCGGAAUCUAAUACAUAUGAAAUCUCUUAUCGACUUAAUAAUGAACAAAUAUUGAAGAGUGCCUAUCAAGAGAAGAAUGGAAGCGAACCUAGUUACACAAAUUACUCGCAUACAUCGAGUUCACCAAAAUACUGUGGGACACUGGAUUACAUCUUUUUUACUGGCCAUCUUACAGUAGAAAACGUAUUGGAAUUACCAGAUAAUCCAACAAGUGAAUCGUAUCCUGAUGAAACACAUCCUUCAGAUCAUCUAAUGAUUGCCGCAACAUUUCAAUUGUGA
This is a messenger RNA of Rotaria sp. Silwood1, 393 nucleotides long. Lineage: Eukaryota; Metazoa; Rotifera; Eurotatoria; Philodinida; Philodinidae. The record is from the annotation of a GenBank genome assembly.